Molecule: messenger RNA, 1068 nt
Organism: Microthlaspi erraticum
Lineage: Eukaryota; Viridiplantae; Streptophyta; Magnoliopsida; Brassicales; Brassicaceae
Source: the annotation of a GenBank genome assembly
AUGAAUGAUCCACUAGUUAGAGUCGAGUCGAAUUUCUUACCUCUUCCUCCAUAUCCAGGGCUUCUAAGCAAAAUCUCGAUCGACAUACAUGACGAGUUCGAAGAAUUUGUUGAAGACCAAAACGGGAUGGUUACACACUUAGGAACGUAUCAUCCUCCACAUUUUCCAAGCAUCGAGCUGAUAACAAACAACUUCACUCCACGCAACAUCUCUCAACUCCUUCAAUCUUUCAUCGAAGACACUCGGCUUUGUCAGAUUUUGGGUGAUAGGAUCGGUCUUGAUUCUGCUUUUACUUUACGUCAUGGAUGUGGGUGUUUUCAAUUGUCGGUCGAUGUCAAACUGAUCAGAGAGGUUCUAGUUUUGUUACCGCCGUCUGUUCCUGUUCUGUCAAACGCUGCUUCUGAUCAUGUCUUACAAAGAUUGGCCGACGAACAGAGUGUGGAAAUCACUGGUUUGGAAGAGGGAGAAGAAAACGCAAUAUCGUGUUCAAUCUGUAUGGAGAAUUUCUCGGAAUCGAGUGAUGAUGAAAGCGUCAUUAAGAUGCCUAGAUGUUUGCAUCUGUUUCAUCAAGGUUGUCUCUUUGAGUGGCUUAAGCAACAGAACUCGUGCCCGUUGUGUCGUCGAGUUCCGUAUGGAGUGGAUGAUUACGAAGACUCUCCGCCUUUUCACAAUUGGUACUUCGAAUCCAUCAGUAAGAGGAGGUUCGGGUUCUUAAUCGGAGAUGGGUUUGUGUAUUUAGCCAUUGUUGAUGAGGUUUUAGGGAAAAUCAGCGUCCUUAAGUUUCUAGAGCAUCUCAGAGACGAGUUUAAGAAAGCUGCGAGGAAGAAUAACAUUAGAGGAAGCUUCACUGCGAUGAUUGGCUCUGUUAAUGUUGAAUACCAGCUUGUUCCUGUUGUUUCCAAGCUCAUAGCUUCGCUUGAGCGUGAUGCUGAGGCUGCUAACAACGAUUUGAAGACUAGUAGUCUUGUUGAGCAGACGAAUUCGACUAAAGCUCAUGUGAAAGCUUUUGGGGAGGUUAAACAACAAGCAAGAGAAGAAGAAAGGGAAAGAUCAUGUGAUCUCACUUAG